GGCGGCGGCGCGGAGCGGCGGGGAGAGCAGCGGAGCGGGCGGAGAGGAGACGGUGGGCAGAGCCGGGCCAGCGCUGAGCCGGGCCGGAUGGGUGGCACGGCAGGGCCAGGGCCCGGGGACCCCCGGGGCGGCUGAGCCGGCCCAUGGCGGCGGGCGCGGGCGCCUUUGCGUGGGCCGCCUUCCCCGCCAUGCCCACGCGGCGCGUGUACUGCAGCGCCGUGCACCGCGACGGGCAGCUCUUCGUGCUGGGCGGCUGCGGGGGCGGCGGGCGAGCCCUGGGCGCCGCCGAGGUGCUCGACCUCCCAACCCAGCGCUGGACCACGCUCCCACCGCUGCCCACGGCGCGGGCCGGUGCCGCUGCCCUCGCCCUUGGCAAGCAGAUCCUGGUGGUGGGCGGCGUGGACGUGGCACAGAGUCCCCUCGCCUCCGUCGAGGUCUACCAUGUGGAUGAGGGCAAGUGGGAGAAGAAGGCGGCGCUGGCUCAGCCCUCUAUGGGUAUCUCAGCUGUGCAGAGAGAUGGGGCCAUCUACGCGCUGGGGGGAAUGGGUGCGGACACCUCUCCCCAGGCACUGGUCCGUGUCUACGAGCCAGCGAAGGACCACUGGCAGCCCCUGCCCUCUAUGCCCACCCCCUGCUACGGGGCCUCCGCCUUCCUGCAGGGCAACAAGAUCUUCGUCCUGGGGGGCCGGCAGGGCAAGCUGCCCGUCACCGCCUUUGAGGCCUUUGACCUGGAGACGAGGAGCUGGACGCGCUACCCCUGCGUGCCCAGCCGCCGCGCCUUUGCUGCCUGUGCCAUGGUCGAUGGCGUUGUCUUCAGCCUGGGGGGGCUGCAGCAGCCGGGGCCCCACAACUUCUAUUCCCGUCCCCACUUCGUCAACACCGUGGAGAUGUUCGAUCCUGCACAGGGUGUGUGGAGCAAGCCGAGCCGUGCCAUCCGCAUGAGGGAGAAGAGAGCCGACUUUGUGGCCGGCUGCCUGGGAGGAAGAGUGGUGGCUGUGGGUGGCCUCGGUAAUGCUGGGCGUAGGGAACCAGUCCUGUCCGCUGGACUCGGUGGAAGGGUUCAGCCUCUCGCAGAAGAAGUGGGAGCCGCUACCCCCCAUGCCCACCGGCCGCUGCUCCUGCUCCAGCUGCCCGGCACCCAGCUUGCUCUUCGUCAUCGGCGGGGUGGCCCAGGGCCCCAGCGGCGCCGUCGAGGCUCUGUGCCUGCGCGAGGUGCCCUGAGCGGGGCCCCGGGGCCCAGCCCCGGCCAUGCACCAAGUGCCUGAAGACGGGGACAGGGUGUGUAAGCACCCGUGCGUGCGGGUGACCCGGUUCCGGGGAGCUGCCGUCCUGUGACGCCAGGUGCCGGAGCUGCUGCAGUUUCUUGCCAUGCUUCGGAAACCCCUGUCGGCUCCUGCACCGCUGUGGCAAUGGAGCCAGGGGCAAAAUCCUGCCUGGCAGGAAGGUCGCGGCCAGUGGCGCGGAGGGAGCGGUGGCAGCAGGACUGUCGCUGGCCACGCUGCCCUGUCUGGCCCCGUCCGUGCUGUGGCAUGUCCGUGCCAUGUGUGUAGCAGUGAGUGCUGUGUCGUCGUAGACCCAGUCGAUGUCUCAUGUAGCACAGAGGUGCCCGGUAGCUCAGUGCCUAGGAGGUGACUUAGCACCUCGAAUAAAUGAAACACAUGGAAUUUUA
Molecule: messenger RNA, 1669 nt
Organism: Aquila chrysaetos chrysaetos
Lineage: Eukaryota; Metazoa; Chordata; Aves; Accipitriformes; Accipitridae
Gene: KLHDC8B
Product: kelch domain containing 8B
Exons: 6
Coding region: 144-1265 (373 amino acids)
Molecular function (GO): protein binding
Source: RefSeq, a predicted model, not a curated record